AUGGAGUUGUUUAUUACGAACCUCGACUCAAGAUUUACCAAGGACAAGUUGAAAGAUUCCCUGACCCCCAUCCUCUCCGCGUCUCAGAUCCAUGUCUUCGAAGUCCGAAAAGCGGUCGGCAAGACGGUUGCAACGCUCACAAUUGCAGAUACUUCCACAGCUCAAAGCCUCUUGUCCAGAUCGCGUGCUUACCCAAACCUCCUCAAGUCUCCAUCAGGGCGAUAUGCGGUGUUCAACGUGAGUCGUAACCCGCCGGAUCCUCAUUGGUUGCGUGUACUGCGCAAGGAAGACAAGGACCGACUGAAUUCCAAAGCAUGGGAGAAGUCUUUGCAGCUAGAGUUGAAAGCUCAAGCUGCCGAAAAGGAGACUGAAUUGAAGAUUACGGCACUACAGUGCGGUCGUUGGGAAACAUGGACUGGAAAGACUGAAAAGACUGCAUUCGUGCCCUACUUUGAGGUCUCGGCAGAAGGCAGGCUGACAAGAGAUGCACGAGCCUUGGUGAUACAAAUCAGAAUCUCUCCUUCUAAGCGCCACGAUCUUGUCAUAGAUCUAUCCUCCAUACUGGCUUUUGUUAUAUCACGGGGAAAAGGCAGCAGUACUUUGACAAUCACACUUGUCACUGCACCAAGAAUCUACGAGAAUGAGGUGCCUGCGGCGGAUUCUGGACUGCCCGAGUUGCUCGCAGCUUUACACCUAGGCCCGCAGACAGUCAAGAGGUUUCGUGAGUGCACAUUACCAGGAUCCGAUACUGGUGUCGUUGGCAGCUGCUUGACAUACAGCAUGGUCCUCUCAACAGGAGCUGCCAACCUGCAACACCGCAUAAAGGCCAUGACUUAUAACCGCUUUCCCAUCACAAUGCUUCCGGCCAUGUUUGCCCCUCAACCACGAGUUGGGCUUUCAAAACAGGUGUCCAAACUGAAUGCUAAGGUUGCAGCGUUGAAAUGUUCCUUUGCAUGGAGGUUUCAGAUACAUGGGUUGUGGGCCAAUGGUGUCCUAUCUCCUGUGGAAGUCCAGUCUCUCCUGCCGGCCAUGAGUGACCUACUCGCUCGAUCAGGCGAAUCAACACUUAUUGCGGUCUUGCGGCGGCUCAAUUUGCAACUGUCUCAUAAUGAUGCUACCACCGAUCGUGAACAGGGUGCUAUGCAAAAUGCGAUAAACAGUCUCGAACAAGAUGCGAAUAUUUUACUCGAAUGUGACAGCUCACACACCUCACAAGACGUGGUCUCAAUUCACCACGUCACUGUAACCCCUACUGGCAUAUAUCUCACUGGUCCAGAACUCACCGCAUUGAACCGUGUCUUGCGACAGUACCGUGCACAUGCUGACUGCUUUCUGCGGGUUCUUUUUUCCGAGGAGGAUGAAACGCGGAUCGAGUUUGAUAGGGAUACUUCCAAUGAGCGAGUCCUGCAGGGUCGUUUCCUGUCAAUUCUCCGUAACGGCUUGGACAUUGCAAACGAACACUUUGACUUCCUCGGGUUCUCACACUCGUCCCUGAGGUCCCAAACAUGUUGGUUCAUGCGACCUUUUGUUCACGAUGGCUCAUUGUUGUUCGCAAGAGACCUCAUCAGCAAGCUUGGUGACUUCAGCGCGAUCAGGUGUCCGGCCAAAUGUGCAGCCCGGAUUGGUCAGGCUUUCUCUGAGACCUCAUCUCCUGUAUGGGUGGAUCCGAGCAUCGUCAAGGUGUAUCCUGACGUCAAGAUUGGACGAUAUUUGUUCACUGAUGGUUGUGGCACCGUGUCAAGGUCGACCUGGAAACGCCUCAGGGGAAGCGUGCGUGCCAAGGACCAGCCUACCUCCUACCAGAUCCGCUAUAAAGGUGCCAAAGGAAUGCUCACGCUUGACACGCGCCUUGAAGGAGACCAAAUACGUCUUCGGGAGUCAAUGGUAAAGUUCGAAAGAAGCCCGUCCGACGAGAUCGAAAUGUGUGGUUCAAAUAUCCGGCCGCUGCCUUUCAAGCUGAAUCGCCCGCUCAUCAAAAUACUCGAAGACCUUGGGGUCCCUGACUCGACAUUCGAAAGGUUACAAGAACAAGCCAUCCAGCGACUACGUCUCAGCGCGACCUCAAGAUCCGUUGCGCUCAAUUUCAUCAACGAACACCUCUCGGAUGGUAGCAGCGGCUUGCCUACACUUCUCAAGCAUCUGCAGCACAUUGGUGUCGAUGCUACGGAGGACAGCUUUUUGAGGGAAGUACUUGGAGCAUUACUGCAGGUUCAACUUCGAGAGAUCAAAUAUCGAAGUCGCAUUCUAGUUCCAGAAGCUCUCACACUCUACGGAAUCAGCGAUGAGACUGGUUGGCUGAAGGAAGAUGAAGUCUUUGUUACUUUUGUUGACAAAAAGACUGGAACCCAUUCCUGCUUGGACGGACGCGUGGCCGUCACCCGGUCUCCUGCCCUCCAUCCCGGCGAUGUGCAGCUUGUUCAAGCCGUAGCACCACCAAAGAGUUCUCCUCUCUGGGACCUCCGCAACUGCAUCGCCUUUAGCCAGCAUGGUGCUCGCGACAUACCCAGCAUGCUGAGUGGUGGCGACCUAGAUGGCGAUCUCUACAACGUCAUCUACGACGAUGAACUCUUGCCAAAGAAGACUGUAACUCCAGCAGCAUAUCUCCCAGCCGUGCCUAUGGAUAUCGGCCGCCCAGUCACUGCUGAUGACAUGGCAGGGUUCUUCGUGGACUUUAUGCAAAAUGACCAACUGGGCAGGAUCGCCAAUCUCCACCAAGUCUUCGCUGACCUUGAUGGCACCUCUUCAGCCAAUUGUCUCUUGCUCGCGGAAUUGCAUUCAACUGCUGUGGACUUUUCUAAAAGUGGCGUCCCCGUCGACCACAAGCGGAUCCCGAGGGCUCCCGGGUAUAGACCUGACUUCAUGGCGCCAAGUGCGAGUACCAUAGUCGAGAAAGGUAUCAAGAGACCUGAAGAGGCUGCCUUACCUGACGGCCGCCAGCGGUACCGAUACUACGAGUCCGAUCGUAUCCUAGGUCGCCUGUAUCGGGCUGUGAACGAAGAUACCUUUUUUGAUGACCUCGAGGACGAUACUUCAUCGCUAUUCAGCAAGGAGCCUACUAACGAUGUGCUGAGGGACAUCUGCGAUUGGGUGGUGUCCCACCUCGGCCACCCGCGCGUUCAAGCUUUUCUUACGCAGGCGAGGGAAGUCAGAGACUACUAUGAAUCGAGUCUGCUGGAGAUAAUGUCUCUUUAUGCAGUCCGCCGGACGGAGCGACUCACUGAAAAAGAAGUCUUCAUCGGCACGAUCUUGGGUCGUUCGGGCGCAGGAAGCAAACAUCAACGAGAACAAUCAGACUACAUGAAGUCUCAGUUCAAUUACGAACUUCGAGAAAUCAAAUCACGGAUGGAAUAUUUGACGACGGAGGAUGGCGAUGAAGGCUUCCUUUGCCUCGCUGCUGCCUGCCUCCAUGUGGCUGUGUGUGAGCCCAGCAAUUUUAAUGUCCAAUUGAGCAGCUUCGGAUGGUUUGCUGCAGGCUUAUGUGUCCCUGAUAUCGUGAAACAAGAAGAAGGAAGUAUCUUCAGUGCAUGA
This is a messenger RNA of Fonsecaea multimorphosa CBS 102226, 3528 nucleotides long. RefSeq lists its product as uncharacterized. Gene Ontology annotation, cellular component: nuclear RNA-directed RNA polymerase complex. The record is from RefSeq and is a predicted model, not a curated record. Bases 1 to 3528 code for a protein of 1175 amino acids. Gene Ontology annotation, molecular function: RNA-directed RNA polymerase activity. NCBI's taxonomy places the organism in Eukaryota, Fungi, Ascomycota, Eurotiomycetes, Chaetothyriales, Herpotrichiellaceae. The transcript is spliced from 3 exons. Gene Ontology annotation, biological process: siRNA processing.